AUGGGUGGCACUGGAACAGGCAAGUCCUCUUUUAUUGCAGAGGUGACUGGGGAACGGGUGCAAAUUGGACACGAUCUACAUUCUUGUACCGCAGAAUGCACAAGCUGGGAGUGUCGUCUUGACGAUCAAACGACCGUGACUCUCGUCGAUACCCCGGGGUUCAACGAUACUAACCGUCUGGACCUCGAGAUUCUGAAAUCAAUCACCACAUACCUCACGUACCUACAAGAAGCAGAUAUACAGCUGGCGGGAAUUAUCUAUAUGCAACGAAUCACCGAUAGGAGGAUGACUGGUGCCUCUUUUCUGAACUUGCAGAUGUUCCAGGCGUUCUGCGGAGAGAAAUACUUUCCGCAAGUGGUGCUUGUCACUACUAUGUGGAACACGAUCCGAGAUAAUAAUACAGCUCAACAGGAACUGCUAUCCAGAGAGAGGGAGUUGGCGACGACGCCCGAGUUCUGGGGAGACAUGAUUGCCCGUGGUGCAAAAGUGAAACAGUUUUACGGUGACAGAGCCUCAGGGCUCGAUAUUGUUCACUUGCUUUACCAACAAGAGCACACCCGACGGCCCCGUCAUGACGGCUGA
This is a messenger RNA of Penicillium malachiteum, 582 nucleotides long. RefSeq lists its product as uncharacterized. NCBI's taxonomy places the organism in Eukaryota, Fungi, Ascomycota, Eurotiomycetes, Eurotiales, Aspergillaceae. Bases 1 to 582 code for a protein of 193 amino acids. Gene Ontology annotation, molecular function: GTP binding. The record is from RefSeq and is a predicted model, not a curated record. The transcript is spliced from 3 exons.